GUACCAUCAAGAUCAAGAAGAUCAAGCUGAAACCAAAACAACACACGUGCGCUUAAGAUCGGAGAGAGGUUCAUUAUAUCCCAUCUCUUCUGGACGAAGAUGAAGACUUCCAACAAGGCACCAGGAUUUAGAAAGAAUAAAUGGAAGGUCGGGAAGCAGAAAGGCAACAAGGUGAAGCACACAAACCGGCAAAAUAAGCUGCAUAUUAAGUUUGACGCCGAGGACAGGAGAGCUUACUUGACGGGAUUCCAGAAAAGGAAAAGAGAGAGGCGGGAAAAGGCAUUCAAGAAACUGCAGGAAGAUUUGAAAGCAGAGAAGAAGCAAAUAAAGAAAGAAAGAAAGGACAUUGUGAAGAAGAUGAUCAAGCAAAGUCAGGAGCUCAUGGAACGUGGAGGAAUAGGGAUGAUCGAUGAUGAGGAUGAGGAAGAGGAGACGGACAAGAACAAAGUAACACUGAACUGUGGCUCAGCAACAGUGGAGAUUUGUGACCUUGACCUAACCUCCAAGCAUCACAUAGGUGUGAAUGAGAUGGAGACAAGCACUAGCUACAUCAAGAGUAAUGAUAAACAAGUUUCAAGUUAUAGAAAAUCAGUGCCAGAAAAGGAAGAUGAACAGCAGGGGAAGGGAGAGGAGGAGGAGGAAGAUGUUAGCCCAGAGAACCUUGACCGCCUUGGUAUUCACAGCCACCGUGACUUAGUGUACUCCCUCAAAAAGAGCAGUGCCAUGGUCCUCAAGCGCAGCAAGCUGAUUAAACAGAAGCAGAUGCGAGAUGCCACAAAGCAGAAGAAAGCACAGGCUAGGGAGAACAAUCGCCGCAGGAAGCUGAAGUCAAAGAAGAUGAGACACAAGCGCACGUCAAAUAAGGAAUAGGGAUGUAUGUGUUUUGUGUAUGCUUAUGUGAUAAUGUUGAAGAAAUACACAUUUUUCUUACAA
Portunus trituberculatus (swimming crab) is the source of this 933-nucleotide messenger RNA. Its product is annotated as nucleolar protein 12-like. Lineage: Eukaryota; Metazoa; Arthropoda; Malacostraca; Decapoda; Portunidae. The transcript has 4 exons. Gene Ontology annotation, cellular component: nucleolus. Bases 100 to 870 code for a protein of 256 amino acids. The record is from RefSeq and is a predicted model, not a curated record. Gene Ontology annotation, molecular function: RNA binding.